Antechinus flavipes (yellow-footed antechinus) is the source of this 954-nucleotide messenger RNA. RefSeq names its product calsyntenin-2-like. Bases 12 to 887 code for a protein of 291 amino acids. The record is from RefSeq and is a predicted model, not a curated record. Gene Ontology annotation, molecular function: calcium ion binding; amyloid-beta binding; X11-like protein binding. Gene Ontology annotation, cellular component: cell surface; postsynaptic membrane. The transcript is spliced from 5 exons. Lineage: Eukaryota; Metazoa; Chordata; Mammalia; Dasyuromorphia; Dasyuridae. Gene Ontology annotation, biological process: positive regulation of synapse assembly; positive regulation of synaptic transmission.
UCCACUAUUACAUGGUUGUUCUCCAAGCUAGAUCUUUGUCUUCUGCUUUUUCCCCUCCCACAGCUCCAAAGCAUGUGCUCUUAGAGGAGAUGCUACACAACUUGGACUUCUGUGACAUUUUGGUGGUGGGGGAAGAACUUGAACCCAGGCAGGAGUGCUUAGAACUAGACUAUGAUGAGCUGCGGGAAAGACAUCUGGAUGCCACAAAUUCCACAUCAGGCUAUUCUAUCUAUGGUGUGGGCACAAUGACCAGCUAUGAACAGGUUCUUCGCCAAGUCCGGUAUCGCAACUGGCACCCAGGCAGCUUGGAUGAUCGAAAGUUCCAGAUCAAGUGCUCAGAGCUCAAUGGACGCUAUACUAGUAAUGAAUUUAACUUAGAGGUGAAUGUUCUACAUGAGAUCAACCCAGACUCACAACACAUCAACCAUAUGAUUGUGCAGCCUCAAUUCUUACAGUCCAUCCAUCACUCAGAGCCCGAAAUAAGUAGCAUACGUAAUUCAGUCAUUCCCAGCAUUGCUACGGUGGUCAUAAUUGUGUGUGUUGGAAUGCUGGUGUUUGUCGUAGCCAUGGGUGUCUAUCGAAUCCGAGUAGCACACCAGCACUGCAUACAAGAGAGUGAAUCAGCCAAAGAGAGUGAAAUGGAUUGGGAUGACUCUGCACUUACCAUCACUGUCAAUCCCAUGGAGAAAUACGAAGAACCCGGACAUGUGGAAGAGGAGAGUGAGGAAGACGAGGAUGAAGAAGAGGAAGUAGAAGAAGAGGACAGCUCCAGUGAUGACUCAGAUGAUAGUGAAGAAGAGGAAGAAGAGAUUGGCAAGGGCAGAGGUGGGCAAAAUGGCCCCAGGCAAGCCCAGCUGGAAUGGGAUGAUUCAACACUCCCUUACUAGAAAAUCCUGUGGUCCCAGGUAUAUCCCUUUUGUAAACACCAAUACAAUGUAUUCCUGAGUCCAGUUA